AUGAUGUCCAAACCUGCCGAGUGGCCAGCUUUUGCGAUCUUGCUUGAAGAAGUGGAGAAUUGUAGAGGGAUGUUCCAGGCGUUCUCCCUUACAUACAUUCCUAGAAUGAAGAACACAAGGGCAAACAAGCUAGCACGGAGUGCUCGAGCUCAGCCCCAUGAUGUGUAUUACAUAAAUUCAGUUCUCCCGAUUCCGCUUCCCGGACCGUGCCCAUGUUUCUGUUUUUCGGAUAAGGACCUCUAA
Microthlaspi erraticum is the source of this 243-nucleotide messenger RNA. The record is from the annotation of a GenBank genome assembly. NCBI's taxonomy places the organism in Eukaryota, Viridiplantae, Streptophyta, Magnoliopsida, Brassicales, Brassicaceae.